Messenger RNA from Aspergillus calidoustus, 204 nucleotides. Lineage: Eukaryota; Fungi; Ascomycota; Eurotiomycetes; Eurotiales; Aspergillaceae. The record is from the annotation of a GenBank genome assembly.
AUGAGCGAAAUCACCUCCCUCGACCACAAAGAACAGUCGCCCAGUCUCCGCGGCAAACACCCACACCUCGCAAAAUUCAAAAAACACCUCCAACACAUCAAGGAACAAUGGGGUCCCGGUCUGCCCGCCAAGAUGACCUGGGAUGACGAGUACAAUUUCCCUGCGGGACGCUGGGCUGGACAGGGGUGGGAGCCGAGAUCAUAA